Messenger RNA from Maniola jurtina (meadow brown), 2507 nucleotides. It is a transcript of the gene Naglu, whose product is annotated as alpha-N-acetylglucosaminidase. NCBI's taxonomy places the organism in Eukaryota, Metazoa, Arthropoda, Insecta, Lepidoptera, Nymphalidae. The coding region runs from base 87 to 2450 and encodes 787 amino acids. The transcript has a single exon. The record is from RefSeq and is a predicted model, not a curated record.
ACGGUCAACAUGAUAUUGUGAAGAAUCCAAGUCUCAUUGGUACGUUAACUAGCAAAGGGAUAUAACAUUUACGUAUACCAUUUACGAUGAAGAUAUUGAUCAUCGCUUUGUUGCUAUACAAUGUAUUUGCUAGCACGAUAUCACUUAACCUCGAGUAUUUGGAUCCGGUUAAACUACAAACGAAGACAUCACCUACAAUUCAGGAAAAUGCCGCUUCUAAUAUUAUCAGCAAGUACAUAAACUCAGUGAAAGUCGUUAUCAACCCGGUAAUGUUUCACGACAACAAAGAUGUGUUCUCCCUACGCACUGUCGACGGGACUUUACAAAUACGAGCGAGCAGCGGAGUCGCAGCGGUGUGGGGUUUUAACUACUACCUCAAGAAAUAUUGCAAGAGCCAAAUCGCCUGGCAAGUUCAAAGGGUUAGUAUCCCAGACCCGUUGCCCGAAGUGGACGAAACUGUGAUAGCUAACGACAGGUUUCGAUACUACCAAAACGUUUGCACGGCGUCUUAUAGUUUCGUUUGGUGGAACGAACGUAAAUGGACGGAACAUGUCGAAUGGAUGGCUUUAAAUGGCAUUAAUUUAGCCUUAGCUCCAGUUGCUCAAGAAGCCGCAUGGGAGAAAAUUUACACCCGCUUAGGAAUGACGAAAGAUGAAAUCAACGACCACUUUACUGGCCCAGCGUUCCUCGCUUGGUUACGAAUGGGUAACUUCCACGGUUGGGGAGGACCUCUGCACAAAGCGUGGCACGAUCAGCAAAAGAAGAACCAGGAUGCAGUCGUCGAUUUGAUGUUCCAACUCGGUAUGGUACCAAUAUUCCCCGCGUUCAAUGGUCACGUACCUAAAGCAUUCGAGAGAAUCUUCCCGAACACAACUUUUCACCAAGUCGAAACGUGGAAUAGAUUUAAUAGCGACUACUGUUGCAACUUAUUCGCCGAUCCUAAAGAGCCGUUAUUCAAAACGAUUGGAACAAUGUUCAUGAGAGAGAUCACAAGCGAAACUGGUACCAGUCACAUCUAUACAGCUGAUCCAUUCAAUGAGAUUAAAGUCCAAGCGUGGUCGACAUCCUUGGUGCAGGAGACUGCGAAAUCAAUAUAUUCCACUUUAACAGAAGUCGACCACAACGCUGUGUGGCUUAUACAAAACUGGAUGUUCGUUCACAAUCCUCUCCUGUGGCCACUUAACAGAGUUCAGACGUUCAUUACAUCCGUACCCAACGGACGCAUGUUAGUAUUAGAUUUACAAUCUGAACAAUGGCCCCAAUAUGAUUUGUAUGAAAUGUAUUACGGGCAACCCUUUAUUUGGUGCAUGCUGCAUAAUUUUGGCGGCACGUUAGGUAUGUUUGGAAGCAUGCAAACUAUAAACAAGGACGUGUACGAGGUACGAACGAAGGUGAACAGUACGAUGAUCGGUACAGGUCUAACGCCUGAGGGAAUCAAUCAAAACUAUGUAGUUUACGAUUUAAUGUUGGAAUCUGCGUGGCGUCGUCGCCCCGUUGAGGAUUUAAACGCAUGGGUGAGCGAUUACGCAGAAAGACGGUAUGGUUGCAACGCUACAGCUCGCGCUUGGAGGUAUCUACUGAAAAGUGUGUACAAUUUCGAAGGUCUAAACAGAAUAAGGGGCAAAUACGUCGUAACACGUAGACCGAGUUUCAAAAUACGUCCUUGGGCUUGGUACAAUGGCAGUGACCUUUUCAAAGCGUUGAGAACUCUCGUAUUUGUCGAGGACAACGAAUGUGAUUCUCCUGGUUUCCAGCACGAUCUGGUAGACGUGACGAGGCAAGCGUUGCAAUACAGAGCCGAGCAAUUGUACAUGAACUUAUUAAGCGAUCGUUCAUCAAACAGUUUGAUAUUCAACUUUUCUAUAAACCGUUUCCUGGAUGUAAUGAGGGAUAUGGAGAAUAUAUUGGGAACGAACAACGAUUUUACGAUAAAUUACUGGCUGGACAAUAUAAGAAAAAUGCUGGGGUCGCGCUCGGAAGAAUCGUACUUGUACGAAAUGAAUGCACGCAACCAGAUAACGCUGUGGGGACCGAAUGGAGAAAUUACAGAUUACGCGUGCAAGCAAUGGGCGGAAGUUUUCCAUUACUACUACAUACCAAGAUGGUCGAUGUUCCUUAAUUUGGCUUUGGACGCGAAAAACAGGAACGAAACGUUCGACGAGAAGAAUGCCCAACGCGUUGUGAGAUCUUCCGUCGAGGAAAGGUUCCAGACGUUGGAAAUUAAUAAACUGCCCCGAAACGACACAAGAACUUUGGCGAUCCUACUAUACGAGAAAUGGGCAUACGUAUCGGGUUUGGAAGAUUUACCCGAAAGGAUUAUAAGACGUAAAUCUGUAUCUACUACAACGACUUCAGCAGAUAUUGAUUUUUACUAUACAGACACAGAUAAUGAAGAUGAUGAAGAUUCCACUCCAUCGGUUGUAUCUUUGCUUUAUACAACAACAACUUAAAUUGUAUCCAUUUACUUAAUAAUAUGAUUAUUCUUUAAUUAAACCCAUUUCAGAAUU